GUCAAAAACAAGAACCGAAAGUUUUUCUCAUGAAUGAUGUUGUCUCUUAAUUAUAAUGUUCUCGUGUUAGCAUUCCGUCUGUAAAUUUUAAAAUAGAAUGAAACUAACAAACGUACUUCUUAAUAUGUUAAGAAAUAAUAAUUUCACAUUACGACCAGAGUUUAAUUACUUCAACUGGUUGUAUAGGUUAGCCCCGUGUUUUCCAGUUCAUUCUUCAAAAAUAAAUAUUAUUACUGAUCCAAGGAAUUUUUAUACUAAAUUGUGUGAAAAUUUUCAAAAUGCCAAUAGUAGAAUAUCUAUUGCUAGUCUUUAUAUCGGAACUGGGGCGUUAGAACAAAAAUUAUUGGGUAUUACUAGAGAAAACUGUAUAAAUAACAAAAAUGUAAAGUUUACUGUUGUUUUGGAUUACCAAAGAGGUACACGCGGUAAUAUAAGUUCUAAAACUCUUCUUCAAGAUAUUUUAAGUGAUAUCUCUAAUCAGUGUAAGAUUACACUAUUUCAAACACCGCGAUUGCAUGGGUCUUGGUCAAAAGCUUUGCCUGCCCGUUACAAUGAAAUUGUUGGAUUACAACAUAUGAAACUAUAUAUUGCUGAUGAUUCUGUAUUAAUUAGUGGUGCUAAUUUUUCCAAUGAUUAUUUUAAUCAGCGCCAGGAUCGUUAUAUUGAAAUUCAGGAUGCUGAUGUUGCAAACUUUUAUAAUGAUGUUAUAGAUGAAAUAAGUAAUUAUAGUAAGAAAUGUGAAAAAAAUGACUUGAUCUCUACUGAAAAAGCAUUUAGGGCUGAAGAUGUCAACAGUAACAUAAAUAAAUUAAUUGAUAGAUGGAAAAAGAUUCAAGAUAAUAGGCUCACAACUAUAACUGCUUCUGGUACAGAUGAGUAUGACACAUGGUUGUUUCCAUUAUUACAAAUGGGAGAAUUCAAUAUCACCCAGGAUGAACAAGCCACUCGUGGUAUACUUGGAUCAGCACCUAAAGGUUCAUAUAUUAGAUUAGCUACUGGUUAUUUCAAUCUAACAGAACAAUAUGCCAGUACAUUGUUGAAAGAGUGUAAGGCAAAUAUAAGUCUUUUGAUGGCACAUCCAAAUGCCAACGGGUUCAUGGGGGCAUCAGGUCCUGCUGGUGGAAUACCACAUGCCUAUUCACUCAUAGCUAGAAAAUUUUGGGAAAAGGUUUUAAUAUCUAAUCAAGCUAGUAGAGUGCGAAUGCUUGAAUAUGAACGUGCUGGUUGGACAUUUCAUGCUAAAGGAUUAUGGUAUUAUCCUCCAGGCCAGGAUGUACCCUGGGCAACAGUAGUGGGUUCUGCAAACUUGGGCGAGAGAUCCGUAAAGCGUGACCUUGAGGCUCAAGCAGUCAUUUUUACAGUGUCACCUGAUUUACAGGUAAGGGUCAAUUCAUACUACCGCAGAAUCGAAGCCAUAUUUGAAAGCAAAUUCAGCCCUAAACUAUAUAUCGAAUUGUCUCAAAAACGUAAUAUCGAUAUAAUGGGCUCCCCCUAGGACCGGAGGGCGGGGCGGACCACCCUCCCCCUUAGUCCGCCACUGGUAAGACCUAAUCUGCCCAAAAAGAAUAACUUUUGAAUCUCUUAUAUGAUACCACAAAGUAGUUAAAAAUUUUAGGUAAAUGUUCUUUUGUUACAGAAACGCCUUCAUGAAGAAUGUGCUAAUCUACAUGAAUAUGCUUCAGAAUGUGGAAAUGAAUUACAGAGAAGAAAACCUCCCCUUUGGGUGAAAGCAACAGUCGGUCUAUUUCGCACUUACUUCUAAAAUAGUAUUAUCAAAACUGUUAUUUUAAUUAUAAUUUUGAGUAUUGAAAAUGCUGCAGUUUUAUAAAAUAACAAUUUAUUUAAUUUUAUUAAUUGAAGUAGAACCGAUGGUUUAUUUUUUACAUAAAUAUAUAAGCCUACGUACCUGAUAAGUAGUUUUCGUAUAUACCUUUG
This is a messenger RNA of Diatraea saccharalis (sugarcane borer), 1935 nucleotides long. The record is from the annotation of a GenBank genome assembly. NCBI's taxonomy places the organism in Eukaryota, Metazoa, Arthropoda, Insecta, Lepidoptera, Crambidae.